Molecule: messenger RNA, 1854 nt
Organism: Sporisorium graminicola
Lineage: Eukaryota; Fungi; Basidiomycota; Ustilaginomycetes; Ustilaginales; Ustilaginaceae
Exons: 1
Coding region: 1-1854 (617 amino acids)
Biological process (GO): regulation of transcription by RNA polymerase II; anatomical structure morphogenesis; cell differentiation
Molecular function (GO): RNA polymerase II cis-regulatory region sequence-specific DNA binding; DNA-binding transcription factor activity, RNA polymerase II-specific
Source: RefSeq, a predicted model, not a curated record
AUGCCUGGAAACAUGGCCCAGCCAGGAAGCGGUUCUGGGCCUGGGCCUCCCCGCACCACUCAGUGGGACGACAGAGGUACGGGACAGCAUCGUCCAGAGUCUGACGGCGCGGCACUGAUUAGCUCGCAAUCCGACGCGUUCGGGCGGCCGGCAUCGUAUGUUGACGGCUCGUCGCUCUUUCCUUCUGCUUCCUCUGCAUCGUACGCUGCAGCGAGCGGCGGAGGGGUCCGUGCAGAUGCUUUUCCGAAUCCUUUGCUCGGCCAGAGUAAUCAUCCAACACAUGACCCACAGCCGCAUGCCCAUGACCACAGCACGUUUCUUCACCAUGCAUCACACUACAGCCCAUAUUCGCAGCCACUUUCAGUCAUGAGCCAUGCCUCGCAGCAGCCGCAUCAACAGCACCAGGAUCACGAGCAUCAUCAUCAUCAGCAUUCACUUCAGCUACCGCCGCCGCCACCGCUGCACCACCAAAACUAUCAACAGCACCAGCAUCAGCAACACCAGCAUCCUUUGCAGCACACUCCCGACCAGGAGCUUGGUGGUUUGCAGAUGCCAAGCGAGUUGAUGGGCUCUCAAUCGCUGGAGAUGCAACAUCCGCAUUCACCGUAUGCUCCGCAUCACCAUUUGGACGGUCAUCAGAGUCCUGUUCCUGCGCAACACCGAGCACUGGGGCGAGCUGAAGGAGCGGCGGAGCCCCACACGCCUCGCCCGCCCAAUGCUUGGAUCUUGUAUCGAUCGCAAAAAUUCAGGGAGAUCCAGCAGACUCGCGAGGCGCUGACGCGCUCUGGCUCGACAGAGAAAUCCAAAUCGCAGGCCGAGAUCUCCCGCAUCAUCUCGCAGAUGUGGCAGAACGAGACCGCGGCUAUAAAGGGGAAGUUCGAGGCAUUGGCCGACGAAAAGAAGAUGGCCCAUCAGAAAAUGUACCCUACCUAUCGAUAUCGACCCAAGAAGAAUAGCAAACGGAAGCAAGGUGCCGUAGCUGCUGCUCAGAAAAACGAUCUGAAGCAGAAAUCGAAUGGCCCUGCUUCCAAGAAGGCGGCUUACGGAAGCCAUGUCGGUGGAAGUCGAGUUUUCGAGGCCUCGGAAGGAAACAGCUCGACUCGCAACUCGAGCGAGCGAACGGGUGGUUAUGAGAGCCAACGCUCUCCUCCGAGCAGGCACGAUCCUGCUGGUCGCGAGCGCGAGCCGACGUAUCGUCGUGCGGCGGGCUACGUCGAACGAAAGGAGCGCGGUGAAUUCCAAAUGCCCAUCACGUACGUACGCUCGGUGUCAGGAAGCACACCAUCGAGCGAUGGACCUACGUUUCCGUACAACAACACCAGCAUGCAUCCGUACGGAGAACGACCCAUGUCGCGUCCAGACGCAUUUGGAGACUCGCAGACGAACCCCAGCACAUACGGAAGCAGCAGCCACUGGUCAGAGGCGGAUGCGCUCAGCGGCUCCUCGGGCGGCGGGUACUUUGAAGCGGCUCGCAGCGCCUCGACUGGAUACACGAUGUUUGGCAAUCCGCGACCACCACCGUCAUCGAUGCUGGGCCCAGGCUCGGUGGGCGGUGCGCCUUCCUUGCUCACACUGUCGCCGUCCUCCCAGGAACACCAGCAGCAGCAGCAACCUCCUUCUGAGCGUCAAUUGGUCCCAUCGCAACAUCUCGUAGCACCUAUCGGCUACCUCGAGGGUGGACUCGGACUGAACGGCCUGAGCAGUUCCGGCGCAAGUGGCCACUUUCGGGCGCGGGGGCCGUCGUCGUAUGGAGAGUUGAGGUCGGAAAUGGUCAGCGGCCUGACGAUGCCUGGUGGAGACAGCGAGAGGGGGUCGGAGCCGCUGGAUGUUCAUCGAUGCCUGCAGCUGCCAUGA